AUGAAUACCCCAGAAACACCAGCAGACGAUGCUAACGCCGUCGCGCAGCUGACUGCGCUGGUCGCGAACCUUACAGAUACUGUUAAAGCUCAGGUCGAAGCGCAAUCUGCUUCUAAUGCUCAGAUACCACACCUCACGAAUCUUGUGCAAUCGCUCCAAGCUCAGAUUAGCACACCAGCCACCUCUGACGCCCAGAAUCCGCCCACUGGUGCAUCUCAGACGCUCCCCCACAGUAUCCAAGGGCCUCAUGAGAGCCUUAUUCAAAAGGUUGAAGACUCAGUUGGGAAGCCUGCACAAGCACCAAUCAGAUACUUUGACUCCGCAGAGCGUCCAAAAGAAGUGAGAGAACUGUGGAAAGACUUUAUCAACUACGGCAUUAAUUUGCCUGUUAUUCUCUUGCCUCUGUUCAAAGACACGUCCGAUCUGCAAUGCCAGGGGCCCAUUAUUGUUUCUGAAAUGGUGUCACCUCCGGGAACCCCAGCAACACUGCGAAGAUCCCACCCCUGUCGUGAUGGCAUCUCCAUAUGGAGACCCAUUCGAAAUGGUGUUGGGCCUGAGCAUGGCUUGUUCAGAGUUUAUCCUAGGUCCCGGAUGAUUGAGUCCGAACAAGAGCUACGUGAGAGUGGAAUCCCUGCUCUUGACAUCCGCAUCCGUGCCGAUCAGGUAGAUCAUUGGCUUGCAUAUCGAUAG
Messenger RNA from Aspergillus thermomutatus, 690 nucleotides. RefSeq lists its product as uncharacterized. Bases 1 to 690 code for a protein of 229 amino acids. Lineage: Eukaryota; Fungi; Ascomycota; Eurotiomycetes; Eurotiales; Aspergillaceae. The record is from RefSeq and is a predicted model, not a curated record. The transcript is spliced from 3 exons.